AUGUACAAGACAUCCAAUAUGAAGAAAUCAGAACAAACUCACCAAUUUAUUUUAAUGGAUUUCGAAUUUACAAAUAUCUACAAAACCAGUAUUGUUUUAAUAUCCGGUGCAAUUUCAAAUAGCUUUUGUCAUUCUAAGACUGUUAAAUUGGAGGGAAAACCUCUUUUACUACCCGUAAAUCAGAAUGUUAGACAACUGAGUAAUCGAGAAAUAAGGAAAGCAAUUUCAGUCAUAAAGAUGUAUUUAAAACAAGAGUUACAAAUUGCAGUGUUAAGGCAAUUGCAUAACAGCAUAAACACCAGAACAAAUAAUUUAAAUGCUGAAUUCAUUAAACGUUAUCUAGCAUAUAACAAAAAAAUAACAAUAAUCGUAUUAUGGAACGGUUCUACAGAUAUGGCUAUUUUAAAGAGAUUAAAAAUUAAUAACUAUAAUCUAUUAAAUAUGACAUGUUUUGAUGUAUCAAAUGAUCAACAUUUUUAUAUACAAUUAAUUAACAUGAUAAAUAUGAAGAUCAUAUACCAAUACAGUUUAGGAAUGUAUAAUAAGCAAGGACGGAUGUUAAGUCUAGUUGAAACACAUUCAUUGAUAUGUUCAAAACAACACGAAGGAAUGUACCCCCACGAUCCUUGCUACGACCUAGAAUUAACGAAAUGUAUUUUUAACAAAAUGGUUAAACAAUUUCAGUAUAAGAAUCUAGUUAAACAUUUUUAA
Melanaphis sacchari is the source of this 711-nucleotide messenger RNA. RefSeq lists its product as uncharacterized. Lineage: Eukaryota; Metazoa; Arthropoda; Insecta; Hemiptera; Aphididae. Bases 1 to 711 code for a protein of 236 amino acids. The record is from RefSeq and is a predicted model, not a curated record. The transcript has 2 exons.